GCGACGAAGCCGGCUGGUUGAAACUAGCCGAUCGGCGUACCUAUCGUUAGGUGCGAACACCGUCUGGUAGAAAGAGUCAAACAAGUAUUACUCAUUGCCACCGACAUUCGGAUGCGUAUCUUCACGGUCGGGGAUGACACUUGAACGCGAUGCAUCCUUUCACUGCCGGGGGUAUCCUUAUAUAUAGAAGUAUUCGAUCGAGACUCGCCUCGCAAUGACUUGAAGCUCGUGUCGAACAAUCAAGGACUCGACCGUGCCAAGCAAUCUUAGGAUGAUCGGGAUAAAUCAAACAAUCCGGUUCUCGAUGUUCGCCCUUCUAAUCGCCACGGUCAUUGUUGGUUCAGGAGCGCACGAAGGAAGUGGCGGAAGCAGUAGUCUAGCGCACAGCAGCGCCUCGGCAUCCGCAAACGCAUACGCGAAUGCAGGUGCAAGCGCAUUCUCGUUGAGUAACGCAUUUACUGGAAUCGGAAGCCUACCUGCGGUUGAUGGGAGCCAUGACGGGCACAAAGGAAUUCGCAGUUACGAUAACACUGGCUACAAUGGCAAUAAUCAGCCAAACGGUGGAGUCAAAGGAAAUCAGCGUGGUGGCUGCCCUAAGUGCAAGUGGGAAGAUGACGAUUACUGGGAGAAAGACGAGGAUGAAACUGAACCAGAAGAAAAAGACGAAGACGAUUGCGACGACGGGGACGAUGGACAGUAUAGAGAACACGGUCAUUAUCACGGACAGAAAAAUAAAGGAGGAUCGCCUCCGGGCGUACAGAAAUUAGGAGUGCCUAAUCCCAACGGUCAAGGACCACACACUGCGAGCAGUGGAAGUGGCGCUCCAUUUGGAACAACGCCAGUUAAAGGAGGACGCCCUGAACAUGGGAGCUCGAGCUCAGGUUCACCAUGGAACAAAGCGUUCCCUGUAACCGGUCAGCAACCUGGAUCAGGAUGGAACACAGGUUCUGGAACUACGCCCAAACCCGCCUGGAACCAAGGGUUCGGUGGUUCACCUGGAACAGCUUCGCAUCCUUCUAACAAUUGGAACUCUGGAAGUUUACCGAAUGCGGAUGUAUCGAGUCCUACCAGCGAUGGAAGCUGGAAUAGUGGUCCAAAAACAGGUUCUGGAUGCUCCGGCAAUUAUCAACACGGCACCGGCUGUGCUCAAGGUCCAAGCGGUGUUGGUCCUGUAAAACAAUCUCCACUGCCAUUCUCCGGCAACCCCGCAAAUGUUCAGAAGGAAAGUCCUGUUCAUUCCACGGGUCCAACAGCGGUAUAUAAUCCUCAAGGAUCUCCAGCCGGAUGUUCCAGCAGUCCUUAUGAUGCCAGUUGUGCCGAUAAAUCUGUUGAUCGACCGAGAUCACAAGACAGUCCCUUUGCAUCAUCUUAUGGACCAAAUCCGACACGAGGCCAGUAUCCUGUAAGUGGAUCGCCUCAAAGCAGUCCUUCCGGUUCUCCAUACGGUUCUCCACACGGUUCUCCUGCGGGACAAGGCCAAUAUCCUGGUAGUGGAUCGCCUCAAAGCAGUCCUUCCGGUUCUCCACACGGUUCUCCCGUAGGAAAAGGCCAAUAUCCGGGAAGUGGAUCGCCUCAAAGCAGUCCUUCUGGUUCUCCGCACGGUUCUCCCGCAGGACAAGGGCAAUAUCCGGGAAGUGGAUCGCCUCAAAGCUGUCCUCCCGGUUCUCCAUGCGGUUCUCCCGUAGGAAAAGACCAAUAUCCGGGAAGUGGAUCGCCUCAAAGCAGUCCUUCCGGUUCUCCGCACGGUUCUCCCGUGGGACAAGGGCAAUAUCCGGGAAGUGGAUCGCCUCAAAGCUGUCCUCCCGGUUCUCCAUGCGGUUCUCCCAUAGGAAAAGGCCAAUAUCCGGGAAGUGGAUCGCCUCAAAGCAGUCCUUCCGGUUCUCCGCACGGUUCUCCCGCGGGACAAGGCCAAUAUCCGGGAAGUGGAUCGCCUCAAAGCUGUCCUCCCGGUUCUCCAUGCGGUUCUCCCGUAGGAAAAGGCCAAUAUCCGGGAAGUGGAUCGCCUCAAAGCAGUCCUUCCGGUUCUCCGCACGGUUCUCCCGCGGGACAAGGGCAAUAUCCGGGAAGUGGAUCGCCUCAAAGCUGUCCUCCCGGUUCUCCAUGCGGUUCUCCCAUAGGAAAAGGCCAAUAUCCGGGAAGUGGAUCGCCUCAAAGCAGUCCUUCGGGUUCUCCGCACGGUUCUCCUGCGGGACAAGGACAAUAUCCUGGUAGUGGAUCGCCUCAAAGCAGUCCUUCCGGUCCUCCAUACGGUUCUCCCGUAGGAAAAGGCCAAUAUCCGGGAAGUGGAUCGCCUCAAAGCUGUCCUCCCGGUUCUCCAUGCGGUUCUCCUGCGGGACAAGGACAAUAUCCUGGUAGUGGAUCGCCUCAAAGCAGUGCUUCCGGUUCUCCGCACGGUUCUCCCGCGGGACAAGGGCAAUAUCCUGGUAGUGGGUUGCCGAAAAGUAACACUGGUUCUGGUACGGGGCCAUACGGAGGAUCUCCAUGGAACUCUGGAAAUACAGCCAGACCGGGAAACUUAGGAAAUUCAGUAUAUCCGACAAGCCCUCAAAAUCCUAAUGCAAACGCUGUAGCUUCAAGUACAGCGUACGCGGGAACUGGUGCGCCGACCACUGGAAGCGGUGUCGAUUCUAGCCAUCCUGCAAGAGGUCCAUCGACUUCCAAUCCCGUUUAUUCACACGGCAUUCCUUCUUAUGGGUCUCCAUCUGCACAGACGCCAGGGUCUUCAGGUUCUCCAAAUGGAAACGUUCCUUACGGAACUCAAAAGCCUAAUUACACUGGUGUUAAAGGAAGUUCUUCGGGUACAGCACCUAAACACGGUACUCCCAAAGACGGAGAUAGCAAGAUCUUUUAUGUGAACGUAAAUCCUGUACCAGGAAGCCCUUCAGGGGUUAAACCUCAUGCAUCUACGGGAGCACCUUACAGUGAUACCGGAAAAACACCACCUUCUUACCAACCUGCUCCUUAUGGGGGUAUCGGAAAGCCAAAGCCCUCUUAUCAGCCUGCUCCUUACGGUGGUCCUGGAACGACAGAGCCUUCCUACCGUCCUGCUCCUCAUGAUAAUACUGGAACGGCAAAGCCUUCUUACCAACCCGCUCCUUAUGGUGGUACCGGAACGGCAAAGCCUUCUUACCAACCUGCUCCUUAUGGGGGUACAGGAACAACAAAGCCCUCUUAUCAGCCUGCUCCUCAUGAUAAUACCGGAACGGCAAAGCCUUCUUACCAACCUGCUCCUUAUGGGGGUACCGGAACAACAAAGCCCUCUUAUCAGCCUGCUCCUCAUGAUAAUACCGGAACGGCAAAGCCUUCUUUCCAACCUGCUCCUUAUGGUGGCCCCAGCACAACAACUUCGCAUGAACUUAAUUCUUAUCCAUCGAGAGAAACAGAUAAGGGUUGCACAAAUGGAUCUCAAGGUUGUGGAACUGGGAGCGGAUGCAGCAGUGGAACAAGUCUGAAUGGAUCUCCAGAUUACAAGCCUUGUAGUCCAAACGAUCUUUCAGUAGGCGUUAAUAAGGCUUCUAAACCAUUCGGAGGUUUUGAAGCAAACCCAAAUGAUUUUUCGCAAAGUCCUCAACAAAUCACGCCUGGAACUGGUCCGCAAGGUUGUACAUCUGGAACCAGCGACGGGUGUACAUCUGGACCAAACAAUCCUUCAUACGUUUACAAGACUGAAACAACGAAUAAAAUUCCUGGAGAAGGAGUAGGGUCGUAUCUGUCGAACCCUUUCUUAACUGGAAAGAUUCCUAGUCCUGGUGCUGGUGGUCCUCAGCUAACACCUACUAGUAAGCCAAUCGGUUAUGGAAAUCCUUUCCUGCAAGGAACUGCAGGUGCAGUCGCGGGAGCAGGAGCUUGGAGUCAUGCUGGUCCAGGAGUAGCAGCGAGUCCAGGCAACGAUGGCAAGAACGUUGUUUCGAUCGGAGGACAGGCACCUAAGCCUAUUGGCAAAGAUAAUCCUUUCCUUAGUGGAUUAGGGCACGGAAGGGGAGACAUCGGAAUUGAUGCCACGCCUAAUUCAAUUUCUGGAGGAUCGUUUGCUCCAGGUAGUAACACGGGUAACAGCGGACUGAGUCAAACGAAUGAAAGUCCUUCCUUUGGCGAUAAAACACAACAAGAACAUUCCAAUCAUUACCCUGGCUCGAUUUGGAAUUCAGGUUCAACGAACGACGGAAGCUCUUCAGCCGUGAGAAAUCCAUCCACAACAAACCGUGGCUCGGGAAGCGGAGGAGGUGUUGGAAUCGGUCCGGGAGGAUUUGGAAAUCUUUUCGGUGAUGCACUUUCUGGAGCUUUUAGCAGUGCACAAGCUUCUUCACACGCCAAUUCUGGUUCUGGAGUUGCACCGAAUACGGGUUUCGGACAAGCAAACAGUGGAAGUUGGGCUUCCAGUGGAGCGUCGGCAGGAAGUCAAGCUGGAAGCGGUGCUUUGUCCUCGAGCGGAGCUUCCGCUUAUGCGAGUAGCAGUGCUAGCAGCUGGGCAGGUGCACAACCCACUUUCGUGAAAGGCUAAGCGACGGAAACGAACGAUAUUUCCAGGAGAAGAUAAAUUUCAAUUAUCCGCAAAUUACGUAAACGACUGUUUUACUCUGCAUCGUUUGUACUUCUAUUCGUAACUCGUUUUACCUAUUCAUCUUUUAUAAUACAAAUAAAUCGAUGUACGAACAAAAUUACCGUUCUUUUUACACAUGGAAUUUUCUACACGCGCCUUGAUAAUUCGCCGGUAAUUAAUGUCAAUUCUUCGAAGAGAUUGUAUUCUUAUUAUACGGCGAUUGUUAUCGAGAUUGGUAUUUAAUGGAUAAUGACGUAACUGAGGAAUGAAAUAUGAUGUUAAACAGAUUUAAUGCAUGUGAUAAUGUAUCAAUAAAAAGAAUUAUUUUUGAAGAA
Bombus pascuorum is the source of this 4875-nucleotide messenger RNA. RefSeq names its product fibroin heavy chain-like. NCBI's taxonomy places the organism in Eukaryota, Metazoa, Arthropoda, Insecta, Hymenoptera, Apidae. Bases 272 to 4501 code for a protein of 1409 amino acids. The record is from RefSeq and is a predicted model, not a curated record. The transcript is spliced from 7 exons.